Molecule: messenger RNA, 1219 nt
Organism: Syngnathus typhle (broad-nosed pipefish)
Lineage: Eukaryota; Metazoa; Chordata; Actinopteri; Syngnathiformes; Syngnathidae
Product: F-box only protein 8-like
Exons: 7
Coding region: 1-936 (311 amino acids)
Biological process (GO): regulation of ARF protein signal transduction
Molecular function (GO): guanyl-nucleotide exchange factor activity; protein binding
Source: RefSeq, a predicted model, not a curated record
AUGGCCUUGAUCUGGAGUCCCCUUGUGGUUCUGGGAUUUUUGUUCACCAUUCUGGUGAUCAUUUUGAUCCCACAGGGGAGGGAUGGCGGGACACUUCGAAGAAUGCCUCAACAUUGUUAUGGCCCUGACAUCUACCAUCUAUUGAAAACACGCAGAGGAGGUAAAGCACAAAAUGGUUUUAUAGAUUUGGAGAUGCUCCCACCAGAGUUGGGAAUAACCAUAUUGUCGUAUCUGAAUGCAACCGAUCUGUGUCUGGCCGGGUGUGUAUGGCAGGACCUAGGCAAUGAUGAAUAUCUGUGGCAGGGGCUCUGCAAGUCCACAUGGGGUCACUGCUCCAUAUACAACAGAAGGCUGCCUGCUGGUUUCUCAUAUAGAAGACUAUAUCUACAACUAGAUGAAGGGAGCCUUACAUUCAACGCAAACCCACAGGAGGGUAUCUCUUAUUUCAUGUCGAAAGGAAUACUCGUAGAUCAUCCCACAGAGCAGGCUAAGUUCAUCUUUUACACUAGACGGCUCAACUGGAAGAUGCUGAGAAUUUACCUGGAUGAGAGGCGUGAUGUUUUGGACGAGCUAGUGACUCUUCACAACUUCAGUAACCAGUUCCUCCCCAAUGCUCUGAGGGAUUUCUUCAGACACAUUCAUGCACCAGAGGAGAGAGGAGAGUAUCUGGAAACACUCAUCACCAAAUUUAGCCACAGGUUUUGUACCUGUAACCCUGGUCUUGUCCGGGAGCUGGGGCUCAGUCCUGAUGCUGUGUAUGUGCUAUGCUACAGUCUCAUCCUGCUGUCCAUUGAUCUGACCAGUCCUCAUGUCAAAAACAAAAUGUCAAAGAGGGAGUUCAUCAGGAACACUCGUAGAGCAGCCCAUAAUGUCUCGGAUGACUUUGUGGGCCAUCUUUAUGACAAUAUAUAUUUAAUUGGCCAUGUGGCUGCAUAGCUCACUUCACCAGCUAUUUAUUAGCAAUUCUCACAAUGCACUGAAGAAUAGGAAUCUGUGUUUUGGUUCUUAUAUAAUAUCUCUGGAAUGUUUGGGAUAUUUUUACAGACUUUACAAACAAAUCAAAUGUACCACUGUACUGUGGGAGAGAUGCUGCCACCAAAAUUAACUGAAUGCUCUGACAUUUUUGUAAUAGAGGAGGAUGGUUUUAAUUAAAACCAUGAAGAUAAGUUUCUACACUGCACUGAUGAAGUAUUACUACUAAGUGGUGGAAGGAUGAACU